GGCAGAGGCCGCUCCAUGCGAAUUGUUGCCUUUCAACUUUCAACAAUUGAACUGAAUUCUCUCAUUUUUCUCUCUCCCUCUUUCCCAGUACUGACAGCUAAAUUUUCUCUGACAAAUGUUUGUCAUAUGUCAAAAGUGGAAGCAGAGUCAUUUCGAUCUCAGAACGAGUGUGUGCGUUGGUGGUGUCUUGGUUCCGCUUCGAAUAAUUUGCAAGUGAGGUUUUAAUCCUCCACUUAGUGCGUGAAUUCUGCAUUUUGAGCGCGUCCGCUCAAAGUAUCUGCAUACAAACCUGCCCGAAAGAUCUCCAAAGUUCCUCAGAAAAUGCUCAACAGUUCAAGGUUGUUGCCAUCAUUUUCAGUGAAAUUCCUGCGAAAAGAAGUUCGACGCUAUGCGUUUUCCAAACACCCGCGUAAUGGGAUUAUUUUGCACCCUUCAAACUCCGCGCUUUACUCUAAGUUCACGGUUCGGGAUCCUAUUGUGGACAGUGCUCCUUUGACCAGUGAUCGGGCGUACGAGUUGCUGGUCUCCCUGAAUGAUGUCGAACGAACGGCCCUAAGGACUGCUCUGGAGAAAUACGAAUCUCAGAAGAUCAAAGAAGAGUUUGUGGGAGUGCUAGCCAAAACACGAUGGCGAAGUAAGUUCGGACGACCAGCAAAAAUGCCCGCCUUAGGUCAAGUUGAUCCAACUGGAUCAUACUGCGCGGUUCCGGACGAUUGGUUGAAGAAAAAAUUAGUUCAGAUCGCGAAACCACCAAGCAGCUCAGAUCUCCAUAAAUUGUUUUGGAUCAACGCCAUCCCAUUUUUAGGCUUUGGCUUUUUGGAUAAUUUUACUAUGAUAAUUGCUGGCGAUUAUAUAGAAAAUUUAUUUGGUAUGUUUAUGUGCAUAUCCACCAUGGCGGCUGCUGCAUUAGGUAACACCGUGAGCGACAUCCUUGGAAUCGGGUCUGCAUACUACAUUGAAAGAAUGUCCGAAGUAAUGGGGCUGAGGCCACCGAAAUUGACUGAAUAUCAAUUAGAUAUGAAAUCAAGCCGGCGGGCGGCUAAUGCUGGUCGAAUUAUUGGGAUCACUGCUGGUUGUCUAAUCGGCAUGUUCCCAUUAUUAUUUAUGGAUAAGAAGAAAGAUGACGACGAGGAAGACGAACAGGACGAAAAAAGUACAAAAUCCGAAAAAAAUGAAUCAAAACAAGGAACAACUGCUGCUGUCAGAUAAGUCCACAAUUUCUUAUGAUAUACGACGUUGUAUAUAUUUCUACACUGACUUUACGAGUUUUAACUCUUAAACUUAAAUUACGAGAUAAAGUCAAAUCGCGUUUCUUCCUGAAGUAUUCUAAGGACGUAAAGGUAUAUUAGAAAUAUAGAAAUUAUAUUUGAUGUAAAUUAUUUCGAACGAAUAGGGCCAAGGCUGUUCCUUCGUUUGCCAGAUUCUUAUACUCAUUAAGUGAAUUUCAUUGGCUAUGAUUAACUAGCGUAAGGUGCUCUUUUAUUCCUAUUUUCCGUGGAAGUUAUGUUACUUCGAUGUUACCAAACAGAUAAAUGUCAAGUGUCCGAAUACAAAUAGAUAUCAAUAUGGAAACCUGGGGAUCACAAAUAGAGAUACAAAUCAAAAUCAAUAGGUACUUAAAGUAAUAGAAUAGUUCCAACAAACGCCGAGGCGAAUUAUAGCAAUAAUAAAUCGAAAUAGGGAAUAAACAUACGCAAAACUAGUCAGUCACACAAAUUAUUCAAGGCUGAGUGAAUUUAUCUUUUCUUAUUUAUUGUUGAUUAGUUUGUCCGUUUUAGGUUAACUUUGGUAUAGAAUGUAUUUUUGAUGUUACGCUUUUUCGCUAAGAAUUUAACUUGUUCGAGUUUCAAGGAUGAUUUUAAUAAAUUUUAUUUUAUGAUAUAUUUUUCUCUUAUUUGCCAAAAUUAACACAAUUAUUUUGUGAAAUCUUCAACUCUAUGGUGCUUACGAUUGUGUUAGAAUUAGUGUAGAUUUCGACGAUCCGAUUUUGUUUGCAGUUAGCGAACGAUUUUGAUUACAUUUAAGAAACGAGCGCAGGAGUUAGGAAAGCAAUAAAAAGCGCAAUAAAAACCGAAACAUUGAAUUAUGCUUCCAUGUUCGAUUUGAAGCAAAAUUGGUCACCGAUAAGAUCGGCAGAAAAAAAAUUGAUAUCUUUAGAUAAAUCGAACAACAUGCAUUUAACAAUUUUAGGGCAUUUAAAAUUAUUCAUUACUCAAUGAAAUUAAGUCUUCAUAUAUCUAGUAAAUAGCGAUCAAAGUCAGCAUAUUUUUCGAUAGUAUAUUUGGUGGCUAUAAAAAAAUCGUAUGCGUUCUUCCAUAGCGAAACAAGUAGUAUGUCACCUAUACCUGUCUUAGUGAUAAUCUAACUUCAUGACUAGAUCUUAUGCCUAGAAAUAGAUUUGGAGCAAGCAUUAAAGCAUUCCACAACCGAAAUCUGAGCUUAGAAAUUUAUUGUGUAGCUAAUACUGAAAAAAGUCAAUACAAUUCCAGCCAGUGUGCUGCUAAAGUCAAUCUAUUGGAUGUAAAUGUAACUUAUAAAUGUUGUUUGGUGUUAGCCCAAUAGAUGGUAAAUUUGUAGUAUAUAUUGUAGCAAUAAAUGUCCAAAUUAAAAGCUUUAACAUUUCAGUGGAGUCCAUGUACAAUUAAAACUCUUAGAUAUGUGAAAAUUUCAAAUGUCUGUAGGGAAGAAAAUACUUUCAAUGUUGUGUAAGUUAGUGAAUUAACGAAUUAGGUGAUAAAAGAAAUUGUGAGAAAAAAAAAAUCAAAAAUAAUUACACUUGAAUUCCGCCCUCAA
Molecule: messenger RNA, 2793 nt
Organism: Hermetia illucens (black soldier fly)
Lineage: Eukaryota; Metazoa; Arthropoda; Insecta; Diptera; Stratiomyidae
Product: transmembrane protein 65
Exons: 6
Coding region: 322-1209 (295 amino acids)
Cellular component (GO): mitochondrion
Source: RefSeq, a predicted model, not a curated record